AUGGCGCUCCCACUCCGGACCAGAGCGAUACCCCAACGCACAUCAUGUCUCCGCAGCUAUACACCCUCCAGCUAUACAUACUCCUCUCCACCCGAGUCAUGCGCACUGAAGCAGCAGGUUAGGGGCAAGAAGAAGAUGGCCAACAACUCUGCGACUACAACAGUGAGGCUGCUGAGGAACGUGCCGGGCUUCGGCAAGAGAGGUACUAUGCUACCAGUUGGUAAGACGUCCUGCGACUGUACUGACACCACCCAUAGGCGCCAUCGUCCCUGUCCCGACCGGCCACAUGCGAAACAGAUUCUUCCCGCAGCGGAUCGCAGAAUACAUCACCGUUCCCGAACUGCGAACGAUCCGCGCCUCCAAUGUUCCCAUCGAAAGAGACUACGCCUUUGGACAGCAGCAGAAAAAGCCGGUGGCCGACGUGGAUUCGGAGCAAGGAUGGGUACCUGGAAUGCCGCUGACUGAUCCAACACAGACGGCGAAAGAGAAAGAAAGGGAGUUAGCGCCCGAGAAGCUGGAUCCGGAGAGGGGCACACAGCUGCUGGAGAUCUUUGUGAAACCUGUUCUACAGUUCUACCGACAACCGAUUCUCGAGGAGGCAGAGCCGGAACCGGAGGGACCCGCAUCGGAGCCGAAGCGGGAGAGGCAAAGAACCGCGUCCAGUGCUGCAGCAGAUUUGCUCGCCGCGAGAACAGCAAAACCUAAGCCGAAGCCAGCUGGGCCGCAAGGCAUCUAUGGAUCGGUAUCCACCCACGACAUUCUUGUGCACGUCCGUGCUGCCCUUGCCACCAACGAUGAGGCUGCCAGGGUUAUUCUGGGGGAGGAAGACAUCAGGUUCUUGGACAGAGAAGUUGAGACAGAGAGGAAAGUGAAACAUGUCGGAGAUUUCACAAUCGAAAUUCGGGUCAAGGGUGCCGCGGAGGCGAUCAAGCGGACUGUGCGAGUAACUCCACAGGAAGCAUGA
This is a messenger RNA of Lecanosticta acicola, 964 nucleotides long. The record is from the annotation of a GenBank genome assembly. NCBI's taxonomy places the organism in Eukaryota, Fungi, Ascomycota, Dothideomycetes, Mycosphaerellales, Mycosphaerellaceae.